AUGAGUGUGGACCAAGAAGACUCAUCUAUGUGGGAGUUCAUGCUCGAAGUCGUGUCUAAAGGGGCAGAUAAUGUUGUUCGGUGGCUUCCUGGGAUCGAGGUAGUAGAUAUCGACGGACAACCUUUGGAACCACGCGAAUAUCAGCCUACUUUAUGGAAUUUUUUAUACUCUAAUCAUUUAUACUUGGCAAUCUUUGUGAAUGUUUUAAACAAUAGAAUAAACGCCAUUGUCACUCCCCGUAACCCAAGACCUUUGCCAAAAACUACCCGCCUGUUAAUUCGAUUACCGUGUUUUUAUCUAAUGGCAAAGUCUUCACUUGUUCUUUUAUCACGACUAGCGAUAGGUGCUAUGUGUUUGCAACCGUAUUUCUCACAAUGGCUUUUAGAUUACGCAAUACUCGAAAUUUUCGAUAUAUUUCUUCUUGAGGUUCUAUAUCUUCAUCCACGCGGAAUCCAGUAUCGACUCAUACCUACUACUAUAAUUGGCGUUGCAGGAAUAAUUCAUUAUGCCUACGCUUUACUUGCUAAAUCAGAUACCUAUCCUAUGCUUCAAAGUUUUGCACGUUUUCCAGAGCUUGCUUUGAUAGCUAUUAUUAUAAUUUGUGUUACUCUCCACGUAAUUGCAUAUAUCGUAACUGGUGGCAACGUUCGUCGAACUUUCUUCUUGGAUGCUAGGUCUAUGCCAUCACUUCAUGAGGAUUAUACAAUGGCACUAUAUAGAAUUGGUACUAUUGUCAUAGAAACUAGUCGUGUUGAUGGAUUUCGUAAUGAAUUGUCUCCAAUAGCUGUUCCACUAGGUACGAUAUUUGAACGUUCUAAAAAAAAGAAACCACGGUUAUCUGUUGACAGUUCGAGCAAAAGAAAACCAACGUGCGGAUACGAUAACGAACAACAGGAUACAAAUGACCUUAUUUCUACGGAGUCUAAUGGUGGCCCGCGUCGUGUAAUUGUUUGGACAAAUUUCGUAUUUCAGAUUAUUCAAGUAAUUGUAGAAGCUAUAAUGCGUGUCAUAAGUUGGUUCAAAUCAUUCUGUAAUGGACGCCAACCAGCACCGAACAACACACCGCAAUACAACAAUAAUAUUGAUGGUGUCGAUGAUAUUGAUCGGGAUGAGGAAAUAUAUCACAGAUUUCUUUAUGAAGAAUUCGAUGAACGUGACGAUGAAGACGAUGAUUUUGCAAAUCUAAAAGAAGAAGAUUCCAUAGAUGAAGAUUCAGAUCAAGACGAGACUACCAUUCCUGGCGAUGAACUUUUACUAUUAGGAAAUGAUUUAAGAGAACAUGAAGAACAGCAACCAUCAACAUCAUUCGCUUCGACAUCUAAUGUUCUAUCUACAUCAUCAUCAGCUUCGACAGCGAAUCUUUUGUCAACAAUGCAAUCUAUUCUUACACAUUUGAUGUAUUCCACACCUCUUACUCGUACACAAUAUCGACGGCUCACGCAAAACAGUAUGUCAUCUACGCCUGACGAGUCUGCCGCAUUAUUGGCACUAAUUCAUGAAAGGCGAGUACCAUGCGAGUUAACAUCCCAACCUAUCACAGACCGAGUUUGUGUUGUUUGUCAUGGAGAAGCUCGUCAAUGCCUUCUUAAACCGUGCGGUUGUUUCGCGCUUUGUAAUGAGUGCCGUGAAACGAUGGCCCAACGCAAAUAUAAGUAA
Cetraspora pellucida is the source of this 1656-nucleotide messenger RNA. The record is from the annotation of a GenBank genome assembly. NCBI's taxonomy places the organism in Eukaryota, Fungi, Glomeromycota, Glomeromycetes, Diversisporales, Gigasporaceae.